AUGAAAAAUGAUAAAAUUAUUUAUUGGUUAAUUUUUUCAUUUUUUUAUCAAUUUAUUUCAUGUUAUAUUAUUACUAAUUCUUUUACUACUUUUAUUAAUACACUAAAUACUUUUAAUACCCUUAAUACUGUUAAUACUGUUAAUAGUGAGGAUUGGAGUACUAAUAUUGAAGAAAAUAUUACUCAUUUUGCUGCACCUAAAGUAGGUACUGGACCUACUGGUACUAGGUUCGAAUCCCAGUCCAGUACUCCUAACGAUAGUACAGUUGUACCUGGUACUAAGGUUAGUAGUAGUACAGUUGUAUCUAGUAAUGAGGAAACUAGUAUUACUAAGGAUGGUACCAUUGGACCAAGCACCGUUACUAUGGGAAAGGGAGCUAAUUUUACAGCUAUAGAGUGUACUAUGGGAAAGGGAGCUAAUUCUACAGCCAUAGAGUGUACUAGUGAGAAAAAUCCUAAUAAAAUUGCUGCUGUUACUAAUUUUGGGGAGUCAAGUACUAAUACUGUGGAAACCCCUGGAGGUAUUAGAAAAUUAAAUUAUAUAGAAAGAAAGGAAAUAAUAAAGAAAAUAAAUUUAAAGGAUAAUAAAUUAAUUAAAAAUAUAAUAUCGAAAUAUAAAUUAACAGAAAUAAUAACAAAUAAAAAACCGAAAUUAAAGAAAAUAAAACAAUUUGAAAUAAAGAAAUUAACAAAUGAAAUAAAUUCAUUUGAUGAAGAAUUGGAAUCAUUUGGUGAUAUCGAACCAACACAAAUCAAUCAUGUGAAGGCUGGUAGUUUUAUAUAUUAUAAAAAUGAAGUUUAUAUAUUAAUUUCUAUACAACAUAUUGCACAAGCAAGAGCUAAAGGACAUUAUAAAGUUAAAAUGAAAUUAUUACAUACUAAUAAAGAAAAUUCUUUUUCUUUCCCAGACGGUGCUAAAUUAUCCAUUAUAAUACAUAAUAAAAUAUCAUGUAUUUAUUCACAUUUUGAUAUUAAUACUAAUUCAUAUGUUUUUAUCCGUGACGGUGACAGUGACCAUGGAGUUAAUAGUAGUAAAGAUAUUGGAGGAGUUAGUAAAGGUACUGAAGUAGGUGGACUUACUGGAGGUACGGAUACUGGAGUUACUGGAGAUAGUACUGGAAAUAAUAUAAGAAUAAAUAAGAAUAUGAAUAUAAAUGCAUUGAAAUAUAUGAAAUCAGGAUUAAAAGUGAGUAUAACAAUGUGGAAAGAUAAGAUAUUGAAUGUGUUUAUACCAUUUCAUAUAGAAUAUAAAGUAGUAAAAAUCAAUACAGGUAAUUAUGCAGCUACUUUAGAUAAUGGUUUAACAGUAUUAGUACCAACUUAUAUCAAAGUUAAUGAUCAUAUUGAAAUCACAACCAAAGCCGGUGAAUUCUUAAGAAGAACUAAAAUCUCCUAA
Theileria annulata is the source of this 1395-nucleotide messenger RNA. RefSeq lists its product as uncharacterized. The record is from RefSeq and is a predicted model, not a curated record. The transcript is spliced from 2 exons. Bases 1 to 1395 code for a protein of 464 amino acids. Gene Ontology annotation, biological process: peptide biosynthetic process. Lineage: Eukaryota; Apicomplexa; Aconoidasida; Piroplasmida; Theileriidae. Gene Ontology annotation, cellular component: cytoplasm. Gene Ontology annotation, molecular function: translation elongation factor activity.